CAACCCCGAUAGAUGCGGUAUAAGUGAGUCGCUUUGCUAGCUGGCUACAGUAUUGCAUACAUUACUGCAAACUGGUGGCAGACGCUCAUCCAAGAUAUCCUCGCCAAGACAAACUGAAGGACGAGAGGCUGGGAAGUUAUCCAUGCCUGUGCACUAGCUUAUAGGCUUUUGUCCUUCGGAAUAACACAUAAAAUGGCUUUAAAUGUGUUUGAUAAUGAUGAAUACAGACCACCAGUGUGGAAGUCCUACUUGUACCAGCUCCAGCAGGAGGCGCCACAUCCACGCAGAGUCACCUGCACAUGCGAGGUGGACAACCGGCCCAAAUAUUAUGGAAGAGAGUACCACGGCAUGAUCUCCAGGGAAGAGGCUGAUCAGUUGCUCAGCGUUGCCGAGGGCAGCUACCUCAUCCGGGAGAGCCAGAGGCAGCCUGGGACCUACACGCUGGCUCUGCGCUUCGGGAACCAGACCAGAAACUUCCGCCUCUACUACGAUGGGAAGCACUUUGUCGGGGAGAAGCGUUUCGAGUCCAUCCACGACCUGGUGACAGACGGGCUGAUCACCCUCUACAUCGAGACCAAGGCGGCCGAGUAUAUCGCCAAGAUGACAAUCAACCCCAUCUACGAGCACGUCGGCUACACCACCCUCAACAGGGAGCCGGCACUCAAGAAACACGUGCCUGUCCUCAAGGACGUCCCAGACGGGAAAGAGCCCCCCGGGGAGGAGGGCAGCCUGGAGGAGCGGCUCACCUCGCUGGUCCGCAGAGCCACGCUGAAGGAGAACGACCGCACGCCCAAGUAUGAGAAAGUCCACAACUUCAAGGUGCACACGUUCCGAGGACCUCACUGGUGUGAAUACUGCGCCAACUUCAUGUGGGGGCUGAUCGCUCAGGGAGUCAAAUGUGCAGACUGCGGGCUGAAUGUCCACAAACAGUGCUCCAAGAUGGUGCCCAACGACUGCAAGCCGGACCUGAAGCACGUCAAGAAGGUCUACAGCUGCGACCUCACGACCCUGGUGAAGGCUCAUAAUACCAAGCGGCCGAUGGUGGUGGACAUGUGCAUACGGGAGAUCGAGUCCAGAGGUCUUAAGUCUGAGGGGCUGUACAGGAUAUCAGGAUUCAGUGAUUUAAUUGAAGAUGUCAAGUUGGCAUUUGACAGAGAUGGCGAAAAGGCAGACAUCUCUGUGAAUGUUUAUGAAGAUAUCAAUAUCAUCACUGGUGCACUUAAACUCUACUUCAGGGAUUUGCCCAUUCCUGUCAUCACGUACGACGCCUACCCCCGAUUCAUCGAGGCUGCCAAGCUCACGGAUCCUGACGAGCGGCUGGAGGCCCUCCACGAGGCGCUGAAGCUCCUGCCGCCCGCGCAUUGCGAGACGCUGCGGUACCUCAUGGCCCACUUGAAGAGGGUUACGCAGAACGAAAAGGACAACCUCAUGAACGCAGAGAACCUGGGCAUCGUGUUCGGGCCCACCCUGAUGCGAGCGCCAGACCUGGACGCCAUGACUGCGCUCAACGACAUCCGCUACCAGAGGCAGGUGGUGGAGUCCCUCAUCAAGAACGAAGACAUUCUCUUCUGAAAAGGGAUGAA
This is a messenger RNA of Megalops cyprinoides (Indo-Pacific tarpon), 1583 nucleotides long. It is a transcript of the gene chn1, whose product is annotated as chimerin 1. The transcript is spliced from 14 exons. The record is from RefSeq and is a predicted model, not a curated record. Bases 193 to 1572 code for a protein of 459 amino acids. Gene Ontology annotation, biological process: regulation of small GTPase mediated signal transduction; positive regulation of GTPase activity; signal transduction. Gene Ontology annotation, molecular function: GTPase activator activity. NCBI's taxonomy places the organism in Eukaryota, Metazoa, Chordata, Actinopteri, Elopiformes, Megalopidae.